AUGGUGUCAGAGGGCGAGUCAGAGGGUGAUGGUGUCAGAGGGUGGAGUCAGAGGGUGAUGGUGUCAGAGGGCGAUGGAGUCAGAGGGCGAUGGAGUCAGAGGGCGAUGGAGUCAGAGGGUGAUGGUGUCAGAGGGCGAGUCAGAGGGUGGAGUCAGAGGGUGAUGGAGUCAGAGGGUGAUGGAGUCAGAGGGCGAUGGAGUCAGAGGGCGAUGGUGUCAGAGGGCGAUGGAGUCAGAGGGCGAUGGAGUCAGAGGGCGAUGGUGUCAGAGGGCGAUGGAGUCAGAGGGUGA
Messenger RNA from Knipowitschia caucasica, 291 nucleotides. The record is from the annotation of a GenBank genome assembly. NCBI's taxonomy places the organism in Eukaryota, Metazoa, Chordata, Actinopteri, Gobiiformes, Gobiidae.